Chrysochloris asiatica (Cape golden mole) is the source of this 279-nucleotide messenger RNA. RefSeq lists its product as uncharacterized. NCBI's taxonomy places the organism in Eukaryota, Metazoa, Chordata, Mammalia, Afrosoricida, Chrysochloridae. The transcript is spliced from 2 exons. The coding region runs from base 1 to 279 and encodes 92 amino acids. The record is from RefSeq and is a predicted model, not a curated record.
AUGUCUUUUCUCGGUGACCCUGACACCUGCACACUAUGUAAUGGGACUCUGGCCCUAGAGGUGGUGAAAGGCGGGGUCAACAUGGACAGGGGCGCGGAGGCUGUAGGUGAUCGAGACGGGCUCCAGGAGCAGGGAGACUUGAAGGAGGCUGGGAGGCAGAAACAAAACCCAGAUGAAUGGUCUCAGCCCAUGAUUCCAAAACACUCCUACUGGUUAGACCUCUGGCUCUUCAUCGCCCUCGACCUGGUGUUGUUUUUAGUUGUGUAUUUUAUGCCCUGA